Messenger RNA from Penicillium paradoxum, 4053 nucleotides. It is a transcript of the gene tcsC, whose product is annotated as putative two-component osmosensing histidine kinase (Bos1). NCBI's taxonomy places the organism in Eukaryota, Fungi, Ascomycota, Eurotiomycetes, Eurotiales, Aspergillaceae. The transcript is spliced from 2 exons. Gene Ontology annotation, molecular function: phosphorelay sensor kinase activity. Gene Ontology annotation, cellular component: membrane. Gene Ontology annotation, biological process: cellular hyperosmotic response; phosphorelay signal transduction system; phosphorylation. The coding region runs from base 1 to 4053 and encodes 1350 amino acids. The record is from RefSeq and is a predicted model, not a curated record.
AUGGCUGGCGCGGACGAGACAUUCGUGGCCGCGGCUGCCGUGCUGCAGAAUCUAGCAAGAGACGAACCUACCCCCGGUUCCUCUUCGCCUCCAUUCGACUUCCAGUUACAAUCCAACGGGACCAAAUCGGCGAAACUUCCCGGAGAACACAGCCCUGCCAAGGCAGCCUUCGAAGCCGAGCUUGAGGCCCUGGUGCGCCGCGUGCACCAUCUGGAAUUCCAAGCUGUCAGUCACCACAAUUUCCAACUGCAGGCGGAUCCCCACCAGACCACUCGGUCUGUUGAAGAGACCAACGAGAGGAAUUUCUUGUGGACAUUUGGGCUCUCUCGCUUGUCGUCCGGUCAAGAUUCUGACUCUCUGUCACAGCAGCAAAAUGCGAUCCAACCCAUCCCCGCAGGCGACGAACCACCCUUGGGAGAAAUUGACGACGAAACCGAUGAUGAAGACGAUAACGGUACCCGCGUCGUACGGGAGGAGGAUAUCAGCUUUCUUCGCAAUCACGUACAAAAGCAGGCCGAGGAGAUAAGCAGCCAAAAGGAUAUCAUCGCUCAGGUUCGCGACGAAUUACAGAAACAGGAAGAACACACUCGCCGAGCUCUUACCAAAGUCGAAAAUGAAGAUGUCGUUCUUCUUGAACGCGAGUUGCGCAAGCACCAACAGGCCAACGAGGCUUUCCAGAAAGCUUUGCGUGAAAUCGGGGGCAUCAUCACUCAAGUCGCUAAUGGUGACCUCUCCAUGAAGGUUCAGAUCCACCCGCUGGAGAUGGACCCCGAAAUCGCCACUUUUAAACGAACAAUCAACACCAUGAUGGACCAACUGCAAGUUUUCGGUAGCGAAGUGUCUCGUGUCGCACGUGAAGUCGGAACUGAAGGAAUCCUCGGUGGACAAGCCCAGAUCACUGGUGUCCAUGGUAUCUGGAAGGAGCUUACAGAGAACGUGAACAUUAUGGCCAAGAAUUUGACUGAUCAAGUGCGAGAAAUCGCUGCCGUCACCACUGCUGUCGCUCAUGGUGAUCUUAGCCAGAAGAUUGAAAGCCGAGCUCAGGGUGAAAUUCUGGAAUUGCAGCAAACGAUCAAUACCAUGGUAGAUCAACUUCGAACAUUUGCUACGGAAGUCACUCGAGUCGCCCGUGAUGUCGGCACGGAAGGUGUGCUUGGGGGACAAGCUCAGAUCGAGGGUGUCCAGGGCAUGUGGAACGAACUCACAGUUAAUGUCAACGCCAUGGCCAAUAAUCUCACGACUCAAGUGCGCGAUAUUGCUACCGUCACAAAAGCCGUUGCCAAGGGUGACCUCACGCAGAAGGUCCAGGCCAACUGUAAGGGAGAAAUUGCGGAGCUCAAGAAUAUUAUCAAUUCCAUGGUGGACCAACUACGGCAAUUCGCCCAAGAAGUCACCAAGAUUGCCAAGGAAGUCGGUACCGAUGGCGUUCUUGGAGGUCAAGCCACAGUGAACGACGUGGAGGGAACGUGGAAAGAUCUGACAGAAAACGUCAAUCGUAUGGCCAACAACCUGACCACACAGGUGCGCGAGAUUGCAGACGUCACUACCGCUGUUGCCAAGGGUGACUUGACUAAAAAGGUUACCGCCAACGUACAAGGAGAAAUCCUCGACCUAAAGAGUACCAUUAAUGGCAUGGUGGAUCGUCUUAACACCUUUGCUUUCGAGGUCAGCAAAGUGGCCCGAGAGGUCGGCACAGACGGUACACUUGGCGGCCAGGCCAAGGUCGAUAACGUGGAAGGAAAAUGGAAAGACCUAACAGACAAUGUCAACACUAUGGCGCAGAAUCUGACGUCUCAGGUCCGAAGUAUCUCCGAUGUCACGCAAGCCAUUGCCAAGGGUGACUUGAGCAAAAAGAUCGAAGUGCAUGCCCAGGGAGAAAUCCUCACGCUUAAGGUCACCAUUAAUCACAUGGUGGGUCGACUGGCGAAGUUCGCUACUGAGCUGAAGAAGGUCGCCCGAGAUGUCGGUGUCGACGGCAAGAUGGGCGGACAGGCCAACGUAGAGGGGAUUGCGGGUACUUGGAAAGAAAUUACCGAGGACGUGAACACCAUGGCCGAGAAUCUGACUUCACAAGUGCGUGCGUUCGGUGAAAUUACCGAUGCCGCGACCGACGGUGACUUUACCAAGUUGAUCACGGUUAACGCGUCUGGUGAAAUGGACGAACUGAAGCGAAAGAUCAACAAGAUGGUUUCCAACUUGCGUGAUAGUAUUCAGAGAAACACUGCCGCCAGGGAGGCUGCCGAGCUUGCCAAUCGCACCAAAUCAGAGUUCUUGGCCAAUAUGUCACACGAAAUCCGGACGCCGAUGAACGGCAUCAUUGGAAUGACUCAGCUGACGUUGGACACCGAUGAUCUCAAGCCGUAUACUCGAGAAAUGUUGAAUGUCGUCCACAAUUUGGCGAACAGUUUGCUCACCAUCAUUGAUGACAUUCUGGAUAUCUCCAAGAUUGAAGCCAAUCGCAUGGUGAUUGAGAGUAUUCCAUUCACCGUGAGGGGCACUGUUUUCAAUGCCCUCAAGACGUUGGCGGUCAAGGCCAAUGAGAAAUUCUUGAGCCUGACAUACCAAGUCGACAAUACCGUUCCGGAUUAUGUUAUUGGUGAUCCUUUCCGUCUCCGCCAGAUCAUUCUCAAUCUCGUUGGAAACGCUAUCAAGUUCACUGAGCAUGGUGAGGUCAAGCUCACCAUCCGAAAGUCGGACAGAGAGCAAUGCACGACCAACGAAUAUGCCUUCGAAUUUUCCGUGUCUGACACGGGUAUUGGAAUCGAAGAGGACAAACUCGAUCUCAUCUUUGACACCUUCCAACAAGCCGACGGUUCAACUACCCGCAGAUUCGGUGGUACUGGUUUAGGACUGUCGAUCUCCAAGCGCCUUGUGAACCUCAUGGGUGGUGACGUUUGGGUCACCUCCGAAUACGGACAUGGAAGUACCUUCCACUUCACCUGUGUCGUAAAACUUGCAGAUCAGUCGUUGAGCGUCAUUGCCAAUCAACUCUUGCCGUAUAGGAACCACCGCGUGCUGUUCAUUGACAAGGGCCAGAAUGGCGUUCAAGCUUCAAAUGUCAUGAAGAUGUUGAAGAAGAUUGAACUGGAGCCAUUGGUGGUACGGAAUGAGGAGCAUGUUCCACCACCCGAGAUCCAAGAUCCUUCUGGAAAGGAAUCGGGCCACGCCUACGAUGUCAUUAUUGUUGACUCGGUAGACACAGCCCGGAUCUUGCGGACGUUCGACGAGUUCAAGUACAUUCCUAUCGUUUUGGUCUGUCCGUUGGUAUGUGUGAGCUUGAAGUCAGCUUUGGACCUUGGUAUCAGUUCAUACAUGACAACCCCAUGUCAGCCCAUUGACCUUGGCAAUGGUAUGCUGCCAGCGUUAGAAGGUCGUUCGACACCGAUCACCACCGAUAACUCACGUUCAUUCGAUAUUCUCCUAGCAGAGGAUAACGAUGUGAACCAGCAACUUGCGAUGAAGAUCCUCCAAAAACACAACCACAACGUGUUUGUUGUUGGUAAUGGAUUGGAAGCUGUCGAGGCCGUCAAGAAACGUCGUUACGAUGUCAUUCUGAUGGACGUUCAGAUGCCGGUUAUGGGAGGCUUCGAAGCCACCGGCAAGAUCCGUGAAUAUGAACGUGAGAGCGGCCUUCAGCGAACCCCAAUCAUCGCGUUGACUGCCCACGCCAUGUUGGGUGACCGUGAGAAGUGCAUCCAAGCUCAAAUGGACGAGUACUUGUCUAAACCGCUCAAGCAAAACCAGAUGAUGCAAACUAUCCUCAAAUGUGCGACCCUUGGUGGAUCGCUGUUGGAGAAGAGCAAAGAGUCUAGGAUCUCGAGCAGUGGGGAGAUGCAUCCCAAUUACUCAAUGUCUGAGAACCAACAGCAGCAGCAACAACCACAACAGCAACAGCGGUCAAAGCAACAGCCCUUGCCAUCUCCCCGCCCCGUUGUGGAAUCCCGGUCCAUCACAACCUCUGGUCCCAUCGCCCGGGGGAGUGUGGUCAGUCCAACGGAAGAGAAAGAACAAAUGAUCGACGAGCGGGCAUUGUUGCGAUCAAACAGUACAUGA